GGGGGGGAUCCUGCAAAGACACCAAGACAUACUGUCGUGUCGUCCUGUAAACAGGUGCUAUUGUAAACACCGACAGAUUUGCCAUACAGACUAAGGCAUAACAAUGGGCCCAAAGAAGAGAGGUAGAAAGAAAGUGAUAACAGAAGGGAAAGAUCCACAGGUUGCUAAAAGCAAAGAACCAGAUAGCAAACGACCAAGAAGAACAUGUAGAACUAAUGAGAGCCAUGUAAAGCUUACCAAAAUGCCUACUUUCACGACUUCACUCAAUGAUUCCAAUAAAAAUCAUCCAGAUUCUGAGGAUUUUUUCCCACUUUCACAGGCAGGAAAACUUAUCCCUACAUUUGGCAAAAAGACCAAGAAACCUAAAGAGUUAUCAAGUGAAAGUAAGGGACGAGUUAUACUGGAAAAUAAUGAGGCCACCACUAGUAAGGAUAUUAAUUAUACAGGCACUAGCAAUAUUUAUGCUUAUGUAGCCAACAAUGACAAAUCCACGACAAAAACCAACUUAGAUAAAAUUGAUAAUAAAACCAUAAUCAACUCAGAUAUUGAAAAAUUGAAAAUUGACAGAGAUGGAGUUGUUGAUGAAUGUCCUAUAAGUAAAGAUUCACACUUAAGUGCUAUUAUAGAUGACAUUGUUGAUAAUCUUUCUGAGGAAGCAUUGAAAACUAUUGAUGAGGCUGACAUUGGGGAUAAGGAUCAAAACAACACAUCCCAAAUAAACGAUGAUGAAAGGUCCCUCAUCAAUGAGAAGAAUUUAGCUGUUGAUAAGGUUCCACUUGAUGGUGAGAACAUGAAGAUUCCAAUUGAUGACAAAAAUGUUUCAAAUAAUGAUAGUCUGAGCAUGGCUCAUCCAGUUUGUGUAAAGGAGAGUGGUUAUAAUGUGUCUUUAUGCAAAGACAAAGCUAUUGAUGGUGAUGAUGGAACUAAGGAUGGUAAUGCCACUGGUUGUGCCAUGACUAGAAACAAUAAUGCCAAGUGUGUCAACAUUGAUUCAACAUAUCAUAAUGACAUUAAGGAUACAAAUAAGGAACAGGUUGAGGAUCAAGUUGAAAAAUACAUUCCAAAUCCUGAAGAGUCUAAUAAAGAUAAUCCACAAGAUGGUGAUUUGAAACAAAAUGCCAACAUUCAUUGUAGGGAUAUUGUCCAAUAUGUUAAUGUUUUAACAUCAGUCCCAACAAUGGACACUGCACACUCCAAAGCUACCAACCUGAGAGUAAGUGAAUUUGAAGAAAGGGACACUGGAGUUACCACUGUUUCCAACAUAACAAAUCACUCAAUCACGCGGGACACUACCAAACUUGAACUAGCUCAAUUACCAAUUAAAAUGAAACCAACGGAAAACAAUAAGUCUGAAUGUGAAAACAUUAUCACUGAUGAUGAUAAGGCCAACAUUACACAAGGACAAACAAAUAUUGACCUUUCCAAAAGCUUGAUCAAGGAGGUUGUCAAGUCCAACUCCAUAGUAAAGCCACCUGACAGCCCAAGGGAAGAAGACAACACCAGCAAACUACAUGUUCCAACCACAAUUGAAGGUUGUGACACCCUUCAUGAAACAACCCCUGAAUGUUCGAGGUUAUCUAAAGCCAAGGAACCACAUAUGGAGUUAACCACUGAAGGUGCGAAGUCAAAUUCUGUUACAUUUGACAGCCAGGACUUCAUGGAUAUAACAGACUCUCAGCUUUGUGACUUGGAUGAGGAUAUGUUAAUAAGUUCCAGAAUUGACGAUUCCAGUUCCUCAACAUCCAUGCAAACUAACGAUAGUUUAACAACCACAGGUGCACACCACAGUGUAGACCUAGGCCCACCACAGUUCAGUACUACAAGUUCUAUGGGAUUAACCCAUAAUUUACGAUGCACCCCUACACCAGCUACUGUGGCACCCACCAAGGCACACCCACCACAAGGGAAUUUCCAGCAAGAAGCUUCACUACAAGUAGAUAUAAAGACAACAAGGGAGCUGAAGAAUUUAACAACAGAGUUAAUGAGAUUAAAUGUUCUGUUGACCAAGACACAGAGAGACAUUGAUAUCUUUGAGAAACAGAGACAAAUCCAGAAACAAAGACAGUUAGAGAAAGUACAACAAUGGUGAUAAUCUAAAUAUUAUAAAGUUACGAUACUGUACAUAACUCUCACCCUAAUUCGACUUUGACACAAAGCUUUAUUGAACCUUGAAACAAUCACUCAUAUAGAAAGUGAAUAUUCCUUUUAUGUUGGUCACCAGAAAUUAUAGUCUCCAACUGGUGUUUAAUGGUCAGAAUUCGGCAACUGUAACAAAUGGCAAGUGGGGAACAUUUGCCAUGUUAAUGCCUUGUUUUAAAUUGAAAAGGUGCUAGUUUUUCGAUUUGGAUUGGAACUCACCCCGCUUACUAGGUUACUCUUUUUUCAAGAUAUUUGCAGAAUGGAGGGUUUGUGUAAGUAGCAUAGGUACUAUUAAGAUACACAUCGUUGAAAAUGAAAAAUAUCCUAGGAUUAUUACUGUUGCAUGUAUUUUACCUUUCAUCCUUGUCUAAAUUGUUUGCUCAAAAAUCAUAUUUCAUUCACCAUGAUCAGCCUUCAUGCUUGAUCAAUCAGUUACAGUUCAAAUAAAAAUACAUACAUCAAGUGAAAGCUUGAAAAUAUCUAGUAACCUAGUAAGUGGACAAGUUCCAAUGAAUCUACAGUCAGGAUCUAACAAUCAGCAAGAUAAAUCAUAUUGAUGGGGUAAUUUGAGUUAAAUGGUAAAUAACAGUAUUAUAAAAAUACUAUCAUCAUACUUCAGUUUUAGAUAAAAAAAAGAAUCAUAAUCAAUAUUUUUCUGUAAUUCUUUGGUACAUUGAUUGCCUCAAUUGCCUCAUACACCCAUGUUGUAUAAAUAUUUUCAAUCUAAAAAGUUUGACCUACAAGUUAGAAGUUGACCAAGUUACACCUUUGUAGACAAAUCAGGAUAUGCAUCAAGAUCAUAUGAGUCCUUCAGUACUCAUUAUUCUGCCAUUGAUUAAUCUGUUAAUACAUGAAGACAAAAAUACACAUCAUUUGUACAAAUAAUUGUAAUUUUGGUUUUAUUUCAUAUGUACACAGUAAAAUUCACAGGAGUAUUUAUUAUUUAGUAUCCUACAUAUUAUUUCAAAAAUAAACUUUGUUGUAUUCAAUAUUUCAUUUGUGAUUUAUUGCACUGUUUCUGAUUC
Owenia fusiformis is the source of this 3164-nucleotide messenger RNA. The record is from the annotation of a GenBank genome assembly. NCBI's taxonomy places the organism in Eukaryota, Metazoa, Annelida, Polychaeta, Sabellida, Oweniidae.